Messenger RNA from Ceraceosorus guamensis, 2715 nucleotides. RefSeq lists its product as hypothetical. Gene Ontology annotation, cellular component: nucleus. Gene Ontology annotation, molecular function: DNA-binding transcription factor activity, RNA polymerase II-specific; zinc ion binding. The record is from RefSeq and is a predicted model, not a curated record. The transcript has 4 exons. Lineage: Eukaryota; Fungi; Basidiomycota; Exobasidiomycetes; Ceraceosorales; Ceraceosoraceae. The coding region runs from base 1 to 2715 and encodes 904 amino acids.
AUGCUUGAAGACGAAGAGGUUGACGACGCGCUACAGGACCGAGCGUCAAAGAAGCCCAAGCUUCAGAGGAGGCAAGGCGUGACUUGCGAUGCUUGUCGAUCCAAGCACCUGCGCUGCGAUCUGCUCGAGCGAAGAGUCGGUCGCGGCCUGUCACCCAACCCUGAGAAUGGCAACAUGAACGGAGUCAAGUGUACGCGCUGCAUUGACAAGGAUCUAGACUGCACCAAAAACCACGCUCCGCCCUCUCGAAGAUAUCCUCGUCCGAGUCGUACUGGCAAGCGUAUCGAACAAGCACGUUUGCUGCACGGCUCUAUCGCCAACGCCGAGGCAAGUCGGACGAGCCCUCUCAUACUCGCAACCGAGCCAUAUACGCUUGCAUCUGCAAAUCGCGGGGAGAGCAAGCUGGCUUCGAGCGUCAUGGCCAGCUCGGUAUCUUUGCGGCUCCUUACCUGCUUCUUUGCCACCGCACACAUUCAGCUGCCCGUCGUCGACCUUGCGCACUUCUCGUUUCGCUACAAUUGGGCGCGAGGGGACCCGCGAGUGAUGAGCAUCAUGAGCAACGGUGGGAGCCAAGAGGAAAGCAUUCCAAGCGCGCCCUUGGUCACUCCAGGCUUGCACCUCAAAAUCUGGCCCGAGACCGGCGAGAGCACAAUUUCUACGCCUGCUACCGCCCAAGCACUCAUGGCGGCCAUGCAUGCCUGGGCGGCAUGCUAUACCGACUUGCCGCUUGCGUUCGGCUCUCACGCACAAUCACUUGGCUUUCACAGCCCUGAUAAUGGCGGCAUUCCAUCGUCAGGUAUCUCGGGUAUUGCGAUGGGCGCUCCAGACGCGGCUGUGUUGCCUGGUGGACGAAGACCAAAACGCAAGCAGGGUGUGGCUUGCGACACCUGUCGCUUACGUCGCGUGCGUUGCGACGUCACCGAGCGUGAGCCAGGUAUGGGAUGCAGCCGAUGUGAGGACAAACGAAUCAUUUGCACUCAAGAGUACAUUAAUACGAAACGCAAGUCUGCUGUUCAAGGAAAUGAAGUGAGCGGGUCCACACCUCACACAAGCGCCGGAAAGCAAAGUGCAUCAGAGUCAAGCUCUCCACAAUGGCGCGAUCAAUCCGAGCUUGGUCCUGACUCUUGGAAGGAUCGUGGAAAGGGCGAAGAGAAUCGUGUUUGGGUCGAAGGGCGACCAGAGGCCACAGCAAAAUAUGCCGCCGGCCGCGCCAAGGAGUUGCUGCGAUUUGGUCAAGCCAGACGAGCUUUCUGUCAGGAGAUGCUUAGCAAAGCGAUCGAGAUGGUGCACAAGCAUGACCUACUGCGCAAGCCAUCUGUCGAGACAAUCCAGUGCUUGCUCAUCCUGGCUCAGGUUGUUGACCGCGCAGAUCCUGCCAGCUCGCCGCUCUUCACGAACGCCGCAGCGCGCCACCUGACUGCCCUCAAUCUUGAGCAGCCGUGCGAGGUGCACGAGCAAGAUCAGGCGGCAGUCGAGGGUCUGAUCAUGCGGAUGCAGUCCACUCGUGUCUACUGCAGCGCUUGGACGUACUCUAGCCUCGUCUCGAUGCUGUCCAGGGCUACACCCCACUACAAAGCUGAUCGAGCAAUAGGCAUCCAGGGAGGCGCGAGCGCUAGCAGCGCUGCCCGCUCAGGGAUCGAAACGCCAAGCCCUCCUGGUGGCAUGCAGCUCAGCGGCGAAAUGGGAAUGAGUUUCUGCUUGCUCGCAUUGGUACAGAUCGGCGCGCUUGCUCGAUUUGUGACAAAGCACAUUGAUUCGCCACUGCCCACUGGUUCAUCGCUAGUGAUCGGGCCUCAGGAACGCUUCGGCAAACGAAUGACGGCUGCAGACGUGCACAGACUCCAGAAGGCAUGCAAUGCCCUUUGGAAUUCCCAACAGAGCCUUCUGCUCUUCUUUGACCGUUGCACGGAUGCUGCGAGAGCUCAGAUGGAUCGCCUGACUGGCUUCCAGCCUCUUACGUGGAUCGCGACCAUCAAAGUCGCUGCUGGAAUGCUCGACCUCGCCGUCUAUCGCAUACUUGGCGAGCGCUUUCAUGUGCAGAACGCCUACGUCGCCGCAAUGUCUCAGGCUUUUCCUGGCGCUUCUACUUCCGAAGAUGCGGGCCAUGCUGCAGCCCUAGGCCACCUUUUACACCGUGCACGAGAGCGUACACUCCUUUCGUGCAGAUCGAUCGCCCACCUUGUGGAGUUCCUACUUCCGAAGCGCGUGUUCCAGACAGGUGGGACGAUCUUCAGCUCCUUCUCUGCGGUUGCUCAAUUUUUGAUCCGCACACCUCCAACUACAACGGCGGACAUGGGCACAGAAGGCCUUGACGAGGACUUUUGCCAGCCAGAUGCCACUGCAGCGGCUACAUCUGCACAUAUUGACCCGAGACAGCUUUCUGGAGAGGCAAGAGCGCUAUCACCUUCUCACUUUGAUGCUGCAGACGGAAGCGCAGAGAUGAGCAGCGAAGCGAAGCUUGUAUCGCAAAUCGCAGUCUCCAGGACUGAACAGCUAGGACCCUACGACGCUGCUGCAAAGGCGAGGGAGGUCGGAGCGGUCUUGGAGGGUCUUGCACAACUGGGCUACGCUUUCGACCUCAGUGAGCAGGUCGCGUCGCUCGAGCAUCUCCUCGCCAUCACCCAGCAGCAAGAACUGCAGUCUCAACAACAGCACUUGAAACAUCUUGCUGAGCAGCAACAGCAUCUCGACCUCUCAACGGCUUUUCACGCCUGA